This is a messenger RNA of Rotaria sordida, 501 nucleotides long. NCBI's taxonomy places the organism in Eukaryota, Metazoa, Rotifera, Eurotatoria, Philodinida, Philodinidae. The record is from the annotation of a GenBank genome assembly.
AUGGAUCCUGAAACAUCUGCAUUUGCAGAAAUGGGAAAACCGAUAGAAGAUGAAGCAUAUGCGUCCAAAAAAGAGACAAUUUUGACAAACGACUUAGGGUCCACAUUUACUAAUCCUUCCAAACGUAUUCAAUGGAUGUGGAAUUCGAAUACAGAUCCUUUUUCGAAAUCUGAGUCGAAGCAAUGGCAUCCUUACACUGAUGUAACAAACAUGAUUAUUGAAGAAGCAUUUAUAGCUGGAACUGAUCAACAUGAAGUGUUCAAUGAUGUAGCACAAAUAAAACAGCAACAUUCCAAUCAUGGUUUUUUUCGUUCUGAUCCUAAUUUUCGUGCUAAUCACUAUCCUGUAUAUGAGCGUACUUUUCAUAAUAAUCCUGCCUUUCGUCUUCUUCGUCGUGAUGAUCAUGAUACUAGUAUUGAUACUGUUAUUGGUGCUUUUGCUAGUCGUCUUGCUGAUCGUUAUGAUCGAUUUGGUCGUGAUAGUGAUUGGAAUGAUGAAUGA